AUGGGUGUCGUGGAAGCUCUUCUGGAGCAAAUCUCCGUCAAGACCACAUUCAUCGUCCUCUUCAUCGCCUACGGAGUCUAUUCUAUAAUCUGCCGCAUUGACGAACACCGAAGAAUCAGACGCCUCGGUCGCUAUGGACCUCAACUGAAAACAUAUGCUCCUUGGAGCCUUGAUCUCGUCGUGAGAUUCGUCAGAUCUACCGUCAAGCACAACAACCUGGCAUCCUGGAGAGAUGGUAUCUUUGGGCCCUUGAACUCAUGGACGGCUGAGGCUCGUCUUCUUGGUGUUCGAACAAUUUUCACCGCCGACCCAGCGAACCUCAAAGCCAUAUUGGCAACCCAGUUCGUCGACUACGGCAAAGGACAGCCAUUCCACGCAGAAUGGAAGGACUUUCUCGGUGAUAGUAUCUUCACUACUGAUGGCCCUUCCUGGCAUGCCAGUCGGCAGCUCAUCAGGCCUCAAUUUACAAGGGAUCGUGUGAGUGACUUGCACUGCUUCGAGGCCCAUAUGCAGACCCUUUUCAAGGCCAUUGCGAACCGAGGACCACUUCAAGGCGAGGGCCAACUGGUCGACAUGAACAAUACAGAUGGAAAGGUCUUGGACAUCAGUGAUUUAUUCUUCCGCUAUACUCUCGACGUGGCUACUGAGUUUCUUCUCGGGUGGGAUGUCAAGUCUCUCACUACGCCAAAGCAAGAAUUUGCAGAAGCCUUCAACGAAGUCCAGCACAUUCAAAACAUCAUCGCUCGUGUCGGAAAACUUCGCCAUAUUAUCCCCAAGUAUCGUUUCUGGCGCGGUCUCAACACGGUCAACCACUUCAUCAACUUCUACAUUGAACGUGCACUCCGUCUAAGCCCCGAAGAGUUGGCUUCCAAGACGAAGGACGAUCACAGCUAUACGUUUCUGCAUGCACUCGCUGGCUUUACACGGGACCGAACAGUGCUCCGUGAUCAGAUAAUCGCUGUUCUGCUUGCGGGGCGAGACACCACUGCUGCGACGCUAUCAUGGACUCUCUAUGAACUUGGUAGAUAUCCUAAUGCUGUGAGAAAGUUGCGCGCUGAGAUCAUUUCCACACUUGGAACUGAGCGCACGCCAACAUACGAGGAUCUCAAGAGUAUGAGUUAUCUCAAGGCUGUUCUCAACGAAACUCUUCGUCUAUACCCGGCUGUUCCUUUCAACGUUCGUCUUGCUCUCAAGGACACGACCCUUCCUCGAGGCGGCGGUCCAGAUGGUUCUGAGCCGCUCCCCGUUCUGAAGGACUCGCCAGUUGCAUAUUCCACCCUCGUCAUGCAGAGACGUUCGGAUCUGUAUCCUCCUAUCAGCGAUACAUUUGCUGAUCCUCAGAUCUUCAGCCCCGAGAGAUGGGCCCACUGGCAUCCCAAGCCCCAUGAUUACAUCCCUUUCAACGCUGGUCCUAGAAUCUGCAUCGGUCAGCAGUUUGCUUUGACGGAGAUGAGCUAUGUUCUGGUCCGCCUGUUCCAGAAAUUUGAUCGUGUGGAGAGUCAGAUGAAGGACAUUGAUGGAGGCGAGCCGCUCCUCAAAGCAGACAUUGUCUUGUCACCAGGUCAGGGGGUCAAGGUUGCAUUCUGGGAAGCCCAGGAUUAG
Fusarium mangiferae is the source of this 1602-nucleotide messenger RNA. RefSeq lists its product as uncharacterized. The transcript is spliced from 3 exons. Gene Ontology annotation, molecular function: oxidoreductase activity, acting on paired donors, with incorporation or reduction of molecular oxygen; iron ion binding; monooxygenase activity. Lineage: Eukaryota; Fungi; Ascomycota; Sordariomycetes; Hypocreales; Nectriaceae. The coding region runs from base 1 to 1602 and encodes 533 amino acids. The record is from RefSeq and is a predicted model, not a curated record.